AUGGAUAUCCCAAUCCGCCGCGUGAUCACCUCCCAUGAUUCCAAAGGCAAAGCCUACUUCUCUUCCGACGAGACUCUGACCCCGUACGACCCGACCACGGCACCCGAAUUCAAAAUUCCAGCCCCAGAUGCAGGCUUCGGUGUAAUUCAGAUCCACCGAUCGCGCGGGUUCCCAGUCGACAACAUGCUCCCGCUAGCUGAUCCCCAUAAGACGCUGGUCCCACUGGCUGACACGAAAGGGCCUUCCUGUCGCAUUUUGGACUUGUACCCUGCCGAGAAGGGAUGGAUGCAUCGUACAUUGAGCUUGGACUAUUUUGUCAUUCUUACUGGCACUGUCGGCUUCAUCACCGAUGGUGGCGCGGAGAAAAUCCUCAAGCCUCAUGACGUUAUUGUUUGCAGGGGAACGAACCAUGAGUGGGUCAAUCGGGGAACGGAUGUUGCUAGGAUCUUUGGUGUUGUUGUACCUAGCCAGGAAAUUGUGACGGAAAAUGGCGAGAGACUGGAGAAGACCGCUGCGGGACCUAUCUUUGAUCCCGAAGAGGAUUGA
Penicillium pulvis is the source of this 546-nucleotide messenger RNA. Its product is annotated as cupin domain-containing protein. The coding region runs from base 1 to 546 and encodes 181 amino acids. The transcript has a single exon. The record is from RefSeq and is a predicted model, not a curated record. NCBI's taxonomy places the organism in Eukaryota, Fungi, Ascomycota, Eurotiomycetes, Eurotiales, Aspergillaceae.